AUGGAGGAAGAUUCGAGGAAGAACGUACCGAUCGCACGAAUUCCCGCAAUCAAACGACCCGACCCACUGCUCCUCCUCCUCCUCGCCGUCUCUAUGCACCACGGCGCACGCCUUCUUCUCUCCCUCCCUUUCCCGCACGCGAGCCACUUUUCGCAAGCGCGGCCGCAGGAGAGGUCCACGCGCGCGGUGUCGGCGGUCGAGGACAGGAGUGCAGGGGCGUGGGACGUGCAGGAGCAGGGACGCGUGUGCAGGGAGGCUGGCGCGAAGAGAGGCAGUAUACCUCGUGAAUAUCCUCGUCGCACGUCCCUUCUCUCCCCCCAGCGUGUCUUUCCGCCACCGACCUUCCUCAUUGUGGUCGUUGUUGUCGUCGACAUCGCGGUCGUUGACGCUCGGACGGUCGCGAUGCUUGGCCCGUCAUCGGGCAGCGUGAGCGUGUGGGCGUCGGUGGGGCAGGACGCCUCAGCGACGGUGAUCGUGGGUGGCACCGGGAAAAGAGAUGGUGGCGAGCGUGGGCGUAGGUGUGGACGAGGUUAG
Molecule: messenger RNA, 534 nt
Organism: Heterobasidion irregulare TC 32-1
Lineage: Eukaryota; Fungi; Basidiomycota; Agaricomycetes; Russulales; Bondarzewiaceae
Exons: 2
Coding region: 1-534 (177 amino acids)
Source: RefSeq, a predicted model, not a curated record